This is a messenger RNA of Belonocnema kinseyi, 1420 nucleotides long. RefSeq names its product HBS1-like protein. Gene Ontology annotation, molecular function: GTP binding; GTPase activity. The record is from RefSeq and is a predicted model, not a curated record. Lineage: Eukaryota; Metazoa; Arthropoda; Insecta; Hymenoptera; Cynipidae. Gene Ontology annotation, biological process: translation. The transcript is spliced from 7 exons. Bases 188 to 1420 code for a protein of 410 amino acids.
GCAUGAGCAGUAACUUCGGAUCAGAGAAUUGGGAACAUCUGUUUCGUAUGUUCAGAACGAUUAAAAAACGUUCGUUUUGUCAAAGGUAUAUCUUUACUUUUGUGGAAUUUUGGUCAUGCUUUUCACUCUUUUAUUUCGUGAAGUGAGAAAGUGUAAAUGAAACACGAAAAAUAAAACAGCCGUAAAAAUGUCGCGACAUCGGGACGUUCGUUCUAUGAAUUAUUCCGAUGAGUACGAAGGUUACGAUGACGUUUAUGGGCAUUCUGUGGAAGAUGAAUUCUGCGUUUCUCCUGGUGCCGAACAAUUCAUGUUCGAUAGAAAUAAACAGGCCGACAUUUCCUCCUUUCUGACCGACUCGAAGAUCGCGGAAGGCAACGAAGAAGAACUCGACGAGCAGUCUGCAAGUUUGAAAAGUCCGGCCCUCUCAGAAUUGGAAUCUGCCAAAUUAAUGUCGUGCAUCGAAACGAUCAGAAAUGUUGUGGGUGAGACAGUUCCCGAAUCGGUUCUCAAAAGAAAAAUAAUUGAGCUGAACUACAACGCAGAAGCUGUCCUGGACAAUAUUUUAAGUAAUGCCUCGGCAAAUAAAUCGAAAGAACAGCUGACUAAAACUCCUUUGGACUUCCCAUUAGGUAAUAAGCCGACACCGAAAUCAACUUUACAAACAGCGAAGCCAACUAUCAAAGUAGUUCCGGCCGCUGCGCACUCGGUUAUUAAGGGUUUUGAUUUGACUGGAACAGAAAAUAGCGAACUGGUUAAUUCACGAAUCGAAAGUCCUCGAUCACAGACUCCUAAUUCGGAGCGAAAUUCGCCUAAUGUCAGGCGGAGAGCUGAUUCGAGCUAUAAGGAAAAAAAAUCCGGAAUUUCAAAAUCCAAUACACCCAGGUGUCAGUCACCAACAUCGGGCACGACAUCGCCCGAACCAGAAUCGAGAACUAAGACUUUGGAGGAGAACGUGGACGCUUUUGCAAUUUACAAAAACAAACGAGGCGAUUCGAAAGAACAGUUGCAUCUGGUUGUCGUGGGCCAUGUGGAUGCUGGAAAAAGUACAUUGCUGGGGAGACUCCUCUGUGAUUUAGGCCAAGUUUCUUCAAAAUUGAUUCACAAAUAUCAGCAGGAGAGCAAAAAAAUUGGCAAACAGUCCUUUGCUUAUGCUUGGGUCUUGGAUGAAACUGGAGAAGAAAGAGAAAGAGGAAUUACAAUGGACGUGGGCCAUUCGAAAUUUGAAACGGGUACAAAAUCCAUAACUUUGCUGGAUGCUCCGGGCCAUAAGGAUUUUAUACCCAAUAUGAUAACAGGUGCUACUCAAGCUGACGUUGCUCUUUUGGUUGUGGAUGCAACCAGAGGUGAAUUUGAAACUGGAUUCGACAGUGGCGGGCAAACUCGAGAACACGCUAUACUUCUUCGAUCUCUAGAAAAUUAG